Eurypyga helias (sunbittern) is the source of this 618-nucleotide messenger RNA. RefSeq names its product ankyrin repeat domain-containing protein 12-like. The record is from RefSeq and is a predicted model, not a curated record. The annotation marks the transcript as partial. NCBI's taxonomy places the organism in Eukaryota, Metazoa, Chordata, Aves, Eurypygiformes, Eurypygidae. The transcript is spliced from 4 exons. Gene Ontology annotation, cellular component: nucleoplasm.
AUUACACCACCUCCCUCACUUUCGGACCCGCUUAAGGAACUAUUUAAACAACAGGAGGUUGUGAGAAUGAAACUGCGUUUACAGCACAGUAUUGAGAGGGAAAAGCUUAUCGUUUCUAACGAGCAAGAAGUUCUCCGUGUUCAUUACCGAGCCGCAAGAACGCUAGCUAAUCAAACACUACCAUUCAGUGCCUGCACUGUUCUGCUGGAUGCCGAGGUUUAUAACGUGCCUCUGGAUGCUCAGGCCGAUGACAGCAAAACAUCGGUGCGGGAUCGAUUUAAUGCACGACAGUUUAUGUCCUGGUUGCAGGAUGUUGAUGAUAAGUUUGACAAAUUAAAGACGUGCCUUCUGAUGAGGCAGCAGCACGAAGCAGCGGCUUUGAAUGCGGUACAGAGGCUGGAGUGGCAGCUUAAACUGCAAGAACUGGAUCCUGCUACAUACAAAUCGAUCAGCAUUUAUGAAAUCCAGGAGUUUUACGUUCCUCUUGUUGACGUUAACGAUGACUUUGAAUUGACGCCGAUAUGACAGCUAGCGUCUCCCGGCUCCCCCUUUCCCUGGCACAGCUGGAGGCGCGGUGAUACGCAAAGGUAUUCUUCUUUUCAGACAGAGCACUUAAUU